AUGGCUCCUGUUGCCACUGCUGAAAAAAGUACCACUGAUGGUGAGGAGCCCACCACCUUCAAGAGCACACAUUUUUCGUCCUUCGACGUAACGGACCAAGUCUUUUACGAGACGGAGGAUGCUGCUGCCAUCGUGAACCUUAAGCCUGUGGUUCCAGGGCAUGUCUUAGUGAUCCCGCGUGUACAUUAUAAGCGUCUUGCCGAUGUACCUCCGGCUGAGCUGGCUGCCAUGUUUGACGUGGUUCAAAAGGUGGGCCGUGUUGUCGAGCAUGCCUUUAGUGGAGACUCGCUCUCUAUUGCGAUCCAGGACGGUGCGUCGGCCGGACAAACGGUGAACCACGUCCAUGUUCACAUUCUGCCUCGUCGCCCUCGUGACAUUGAGCCUAAUGACAAGGUGUACGACCUGCUGGACAAGUUUGGCCUGGAGCUGCGUGAUGUUCAUCAGGGCAAGCAGAUGGAUAGUGAGCGUAAGCCUCGAACGAAAGAGCAGAUGAGGGAAGAGGCACAGUGGCUUAAGAGCCAGUGUAGCCAGCUUCUCGGAAAGCAGCGCCCAGGUAAGCUUCCUGUCACGCUUCUCAGCGGUUUCUUGGGAUCGGGCAAGACAACCUUGCUGCGUCAUAUCUUGUCUAGCCCUGACCAUGGUCUCCGUAUUGCUGUCAUUGUAAAUGAUAUGAGUGAGCUGAAUAUUGAUGCUCAGCUCAUCGCAGGACGUCGUCUCAUUCAGGGAAACGAGCACCUUGUGGAAAUGAGCAACGGUUGUGUUUGCUGCACCCUGCGAGCCGACCUACUGGAGGAAGUGGCCGCACUUGCGCGUGACCGCCACAUUGACUACCUUGUCAUUGAGUCAAGUGGCAUAUCAGAGCCUAUGCAGGUUGCGGAGACAUUUAGUGCUGAAUUCUCUGCUAAUGCAGUGGAGGACGAAAAGCUGGCCGCCAUCUUGCAGCGCGGUGGCUUGCCCGCUGUGGCGCAACUGGACACUUGCUGCACCGUUGUGGAUGCAGCUAGCGUGUUCCAUGACUUCCAUACGUCGGACUUUCUGGUCGACCGUCAUGCGGGUAUGGUCCCCGAAGAGGACGACCGCAACAUUAGUGAUUUGAUGGUUGACCAGCUCGAGUUCGCGGACUGCGUCAUUGUGAACAAGGCAGACCUUGUGUCUGGGGAAGCUCUCAAGCAAGUGAUCUCGCUAGUGAAGAAACUUAACCCUGAGGCUAAUAUCAUUCCUGCGACGCACGGCAAAAUUGAUGUCAAGAAGGUCCUCGGCACUAAGAGCUUUAGUUUUGAAAAGGCCGCCAUGAGUGCUGGUUGGCUUCGCAGCUUGAUCGAAGGCCACAAGCCGGAGUCUGAGGAGUACGGUAUCAGCAGUUUUGUAUACCGCUCUCGACGGCCUUUCCAUCCUCAGCGCCUGUGGAACACGAUCCGCGAGUGCUUUGUGGUCAUUCAAGAAGAAUUCAUGGAUGAUGGUGAAGUUGGCGAAGAGGAAGUUGAGGAAGGGCACGAAGCUGGUGAGCAUAAAGAGGACAUCGAGGUCGACGAUGAGGAGCAGCCAGCGCUGCGUCCAGACGCUCGCCUUGCCAGUAAGCGCAAGUCGGAGGUAUGGAACCCGCUUCUCCGUUCUAAGGGCUUCCUGUGGCUUGCUACUCGCCCCAUGCUAUUUGGAGAGUGGUCGCAAGCGGGUGUCAUGCUUACUCUCACCGGCGGUGCCCGGUGGCGCUGUGAGGUGCCGAGGGAUGAAUGGCCAGAAGACCCUGAUGUCAUAGAAGCCAUCCGCCGCGAUUUUGACCCGGAUACACCAUGGGGGGACCGUCGCCAAGAGCUUGUAUUUAUCGGCAAUGGUAUAAACCAUGAAUUGAUCAGAAUGACCAUGAACAGUUGUCUUCUAAACGACGAAGAAUGGUCCCAGUGGGUCAAUAUUAUGAGCAGCGACGAGAGUAUGGAAGACAAGCAGAACCAGCUGGUGGACCUUUUCGACGAUGGCUUCGAAGACUGGAUUGACCAUGAAAAUGAUGAGCAUGUUCAUAACAUGGACUACGAGAGUGCCAUGGAUGAGGCAUAA
Messenger RNA from Malassezia sympodialis ATCC 42132, 2052 nucleotides. RefSeq lists its product as uncharacterized. NCBI's taxonomy places the organism in Eukaryota, Fungi, Basidiomycota, Malasseziomycetes, Malasseziales, Malasseziaceae. The record is from RefSeq and is a predicted model, not a curated record. Gene Ontology annotation, molecular function: catalytic activity.